GGCUAUUUAAAUCACAUGGAGAGUAAUUGAGUACGUAGACGAGACUAAGAGAGGUGGUGAGAUGGCGGGGGCGACGUCGAGAGAAUGUUUGAAUGAAACAGUGUAAGAGGGAGGAAGAGAGUGCUAGAUAUCAUCAUCAUCAUCAUAAGCAGCAGCAGUAUAGUCUAUUCACAUAUCGCGCGCGCGCACAUCCCCCGUCUCCACCAUCGUCUUUACCACUAGAGUACGAUUCUCCGUCACUGUCUUCCCUUCCCCGUCGACGGGGAAAUUUGUCAAGACAAGCGUCAGUGUCUUUAUGGCAAGCGUGCUACCAUGGAGCCAGACCUUAUUCAAACUGCCCCCUGUAUUGUAAAAGAUGAAGAAUACGGACCGCAACUAAAAGUUUUGAAAAAUACUAACAAUAUCAAAGAACUGCAGACGUUUUUACGCGAUAAGACGACAGCCAGAAGUGAUUUUAUAUUCUAUGCAGAUAGAUUGAUUCGUUUGGUUGUUGAAGAAGGUCUUAACCAACUUCCUUACCAAAAAUUUACAGUAACCACCCCCACAGGUUACGAGUACCAUGGGUUGAAGUAUGAAAAAGGAAACUGCGGAGUCAGUAUUAUCAGAAGUGGCGAAGCCAUGGAACAAGGUCUACAGAACUGCUGUGGUCCAAUACGCAUAGGAAAGAUAUUGAUACAGAGUGAUGCAGAUACUCAUGAAGCAAAGGUGCUUUACUCCAAUUUUCCACCAGAGUUCAGCAGUCGGAAAGUAUUAUUGAUGUACCCUAUUAUGAGUACUGGUAACACAGUGACAAAAGCAAUGAAUGUUUUAAAGAAUCACAGAGUUAAAGAACAGAAUGUGAUCCUGUUAAAUCUCUUUUGUACACCACGAUCUGUCAAAUCACUUAUCAACUCAUUCCCUGGUAUCACCAUAGUAACGACAGAAGUUCACCCAGUAGCACCGAAUCACUUUGGACAGAAAUAUUUUGGCACUGAAUGAACCAAAGGCCAAUGCUGUAUCCCCACCCUGUGAGUUGUUGCUGCUGUUUCCUGCACAUCACCUUUCCUAUUCCAGAUCUUCCAAAGGGGUGCAUUUUUAAAGUUCAGUUUUUUCCUACUCGGAGCUCUCUGUCACUGAACUUGUAACUAUAACAAUAUUGAAAUGCAAUAUCUGAAACGGAAAAAAAAAAAUUGUUUAACAUAUUUUAUUUCCCUUUUGGUUUAUUUAUUGGGUGUUUUCAGUAUCAUCUCAGAAUUUCUUUUUCUUUUCUUUUUUUGAUUUAAUGAAAACAGUUUGUAUGAAAGAGAGGAAUUUUUCUUUUUUUUUUUUUUUUUUUUUACAAUGAUUGUUUCCUUGUACAGAAUUUCAUUAAAAUUAUUCCAUAUUUUGUAGAAAGCCAACUUAAGCAUCUAAAGAUAGCAGUGGAAAUAUCUCAAUAAUCUUUAUGCUUCAAUCCAACAAACAUUAUUGCAAAGAUGAACACUUUUUUUGAAAAAUCGCAUGUUCCUGUUUCAUUUCUUCCUUUUAUAUUUGUGAAUCCUUUAUUUUGAAACCAUAUCAUGAAACAUUUGAAUAUUUCUUAUUUUAUGAUUUAUUUGUUUUUCAGAAAAUUUACAAUGUCUUUUUUUCUUCUUCCUUCUUAGUUUUAUUAUUUAGAACUGAUUUUUAUCAACUUUUACAAUUUUCAAAUCAUUUGUAUCCCUUUUUCUUCUUCUCCUGCUCUCAAUAUUUGUAUAUUUUCAACAUGAUCUGUAGAACAAUUUUGUCAAGGUUUUCAAGUUAGAGAAUAUGUGGAAAUAUCCAAUAUCAUGGUGUUAGCUUGUUUAAUACAAAACAAUUCUUACAAGGAGCUCUCUUGCACCAAAAACGUGAAAUUAAGGUUAAUUUUACUAAGAUGAGUAAAAUUGGAUUUAACUUUUUUUUUUCUUCUGAAUGUUGUUGUCAAACCCUAAAGGUAGAAUCAGUGGGGCAACUGACAAAAUAAUUUGUUUUCUUUGGUUGUCUUUAUAUGUCCCCAAGUUGAAAUACUGCCCCUGUCUACUCUGCCUUUAAUUCUUCCGAGAUAAAAUAAGUAUCAGUAAGAUGUGGUGGUGGUGGUUGAUAUAAUCAACAAUAUGUUUGAAUGUGGUUCCUCAACAUGGCUACAUUUCAAUAGCUGAAACUAGUGAUAUAAAAAAAUUACAAAACAGAAGAGAAAAAAAAAAAUCAACUGGAAUGAUGUGUUGACUUUUGAUGUGGAAAAUAACAUUUUUGGCAUCACUUUUGUCUUUGGAGGACAAGUGAGGAAUUCUCAACAAAAUGUAGGUUUUCAUUUCCAAUCCAUUUCUUACUGAAGCAGGCUGUCAGUAGCUUACCCUGAUACUAGUGACUCUCCUUUAAUAUAAACGUGUUCCUCUCUAACAUGAUUCCCUCUCCACUGUAUAUUAUUAAUUUAGAGAUCAAUACUUAUCUGUUGUCCUAUAACCAUCCACACCACUGCCUCAGAGAUCACUUUAGUGAUUCCAGCUAACUGGCAAAUGCCUCUUAUCUUCUCAGGUUUAAAAUAUCCAAUUUACAGGGAUUUAUCUUUGAUGAAAAUUAAACAAAUCUUUUAGAUGUUGAAUUACAUUCAAUUUACUUUGUGUCUCUCAAGAAACAAAGUACCAACAACUGUCUGGUUAUCAUGUUUAUUCAUGUCAUGUUCUCCUGAAUUUUACUUAAUCACAUCACCAGUAAUACUAUUUUAGAUUUAAAGUGCAGUUGAGGUUAGCUUCUUAACCCUGAAAGGUGACCACUUUUGUUGAUAACAUUCUUUAAAAUGCUGGGUCAUGACUUCAUAUUUUUGAUUCUUGCAGUAGUGUGUCCUUAAAAAAAAAAAAAGACACUUGAUUUUAUGUACCUAACAGAAAUACUGUUAAUCAAUGAUCUGUAUAAAAGUAUAAAUCUACUCUGACCACUACCAUUUACUAUGGUAUGAUGGCAAUACUUUUGAUUUACUAUGAAUGAUGGCAAUACUUUUGAUUUAAAUUUUAGUAAAAAGAUAUGGAAGGGAGAAAUGGGUAAAUGACAACAAAAUUAAAUUUAUUUCAGCAAACACGUGUUAUGAUGUUUCUGUCAAUAUCUGUUUUAAAAUGGAAGUAAUUAUCUAAGAGAAGUCUGAAACUGAAAUAAGCUUCUCAUUUAGUUAUUCUAGUAUUUUCUCUACUUGAGUUUUCCUAUGAAAUGAAAUGAAUGUAACAAAUCACUCCUUGUAUAUACUACCACGCGUUAACACUAUAUUAGCACUCUUGCCCAUACUGCCAAUCAGCAUAUAGGACCAAUCAACACUCACAGCUCCUGCUGCUACGACAACUGAAUUACAUAAUUUUUGUUCAGAAUACUUUAAUUCAAUGAUAUUCCCAUUAACUUGGGAGUUGGUGCUAAAUAGAUCAACCUCAGUCACUUGUACUAUGUAUAAAAUUAACUUACUUUUGGCAUUGUGUAGUUUUUCUUUACUGGAUGGACAGCACAGCUGAGAGAGAGCUAACUAGGCUUAGUGAAAUACUGUGAAGCAUCUGUCUGUUAAGGAGCAGAGCUGAGUCAAGUCUUUGGAAUGAGGUGAUGUUGAACAGGGGGAUAAUCCUAUAGAUUUUCACGAAUAGUGUAUUUGGAGAAACACAUCUUGAUUAAAAUAUAUAUAUAUAUAUAUAUAUAUAUAUAUAUGUAUGUAUGUAUAUGGUAAGAAAUUUCUUGGAUGGUCAGAUUGAUUGCUGUGCCACAAGAUAAUGUAUAGAGUAAUGUUUUGGGUUGUGCUUUUCUAUGUGUGACAGCCAAAUACAAUACUUAGAUUUUUAUGGUUUGAUAUCUUGAAGCAACCCUUUGAAUAAAGUUUCUACUACUAUGAAAUGUUGCACUGAUUACCUCUGUGGUUUGAUCACAGCUAAUCUCUAAUCUUCCUCUUCAAUAUCCCUUCUUUGUUGAACAAAGCAAUUAAAACAAAACAAAAAAAAAAGAAAGAAAAUGCAGUCCGAACGCCCAGUUAUGGAAUAAUAUUCAAAUAUUUUUUUUUCUCUUUUCUCAAGAGUGGAAAAUUUCAGUGAAGUAAAUCUGUUUACAUUUCUUCACUUCCAAUGAACCAGAUCAGAACUUGAUGAGUUAAUUGACUGUACAUGAUCUUUGUGUGUGUGAGAGAAAGAGAGAGAGAGAGAGCAUAUAUAUAUAUAUAUAUAUAUAAUGUCUAUGUAUGCAUGUAUAUAUUAUAUGACAAAUAUUUACAGUGCAGAAGAUAUAUCUUUGUAUAGUUAGCAAUAAAUUGCCUGGACAGAAAUCGUUA
This is a messenger RNA of Octopus sinensis (East Asian common octopus), 4270 nucleotides long. Its product is annotated as uracil phosphoribosyltransferase homolog. NCBI's taxonomy places the organism in Eukaryota, Metazoa, Mollusca, Cephalopoda, Octopoda, Octopodidae. The record is from RefSeq and is a predicted model, not a curated record. The coding region runs from base 313 to 978 and encodes 221 amino acids. The transcript is spliced from 7 exons.